Globicephala melas (long-finned pilot whale) is the source of this 2082-nucleotide messenger RNA. RefSeq names its product EF-hand calcium binding domain 8 (gene EFCAB8). Lineage: Eukaryota; Metazoa; Chordata; Mammalia; Artiodactyla; Delphinidae. The record is from RefSeq and is a predicted model, not a curated record. Gene Ontology annotation, molecular function: protein binding.
AUGCGGGAAGGUGGGUCCCAGAAGAACAAGGAGGUUCUCAGCUCCCCGACACCAUCCGUCUCCCUUAGCCAGACAUCCGACUUCCAACACGAGUCUCAGCUGUUCACUGAGCCACACCUGGCCCAGAUGGAGAAAAUGUUUCAAGAUGAGGUCGACUCGACUGGAGCCCUGGACAUGAAGACUUUCGUUAAGGCUGUGAAGAAGAUUCUGAGCAAUGCGUCCAUCGAGAUGAUAGAGGCGCUGUUUUUGAAGGUGGACAUGAACUGUAACGGCCUCACCUCCGCUGCUUCAGGUGGCUGGAGGGAGUACCUGGACUACGUGAUGCGUGAGUUCAAGGGGAAGGAGAAGAUGAUGAGAAGCCAGUGCUACCUGCGCUUCCACCUUCCCAUGAGGAUCAUACCCCUGAAUCAUGGGUGUGAGAUUGUGAAAGUGGAGUUCUUAGUCCAGCGGCGCAAGAAGAUAGGGCAUUUCCUGACUGUCACCAAGGACGGGAUCCUGCAGUUCUGGUCGGAGUCCUUCUCGCUGACCAGCUCCUUUAGGCUUUACCAGAUCCAUCCGCUCCACAACCAGCAGAUGCGGGUCAUCGACAUGGUGUGUCUGCACAACAUGAACCUGGUUGCGAUAGUGUCGACCGACCAGAAGGUAGAGUUCUUUGAUAUCAGUAACCGUAAAUGUGUCUGGGCCUUCACCUUCAUCGAUCUGGACAGUUGCGUCCUGACCUUGAACUACUGGUCUGACUAUCACAGGGCUGUGUUCUGCUAUGGGGACACCAAAGGCAAUGUCAUCGUCUUCACCUCCAACGAUGUGACCCAUGGGCUGUUCAACCCCUGAAUCCUCCCCAGGACCUCCAGAUGGGAUCACUGGACCGAUGUUUCCACACGGAAGCUCUUAAAUGAGAAGUCCCCUAUGUAUAGAAGUUACCGGCUGAGGGCUCUCCACCCCAACUGGUGUCAACAGGUCAAGUUUAUCCCCCAGCUGAACCUGGUGGCUUCCUGUUCAGCCAUCGAGGAGUCCUCUCUGGUGCUGACCAUAUUGCCGCCCGAAGUCCCAGAGAGCCUCAAGUUUUCAGUGCUGAAUUUAAGAAAAGGGAUUCUUUGCUUUGAUUACUGCCCAGAAAAGAAUGUCCUGGUGACUGGUGGCCAUGACCCCCUCAUCUGCCUGUGGAACCCCUUCUUCUCGAAGAAGCCUGUGUGGCUGAUGAAGGGGCAUGAGACCUCGGUGACACACAUUCUCGUGAACAGCAAGCACAGCAGCGUCCUCCUCAGCAUCUCCAAGGACAAGAAUAUUCGCGUGUGGGACAUGCAGGACUACGAAUGCCUCCAGUCCUUCUGCGGGAAGCAUUUUGCCCUGGGACACUGCCCCAUCACCAGCGCAUACUUCCACAAGGAUGACGACAGCCUCAUCUGUAGCACCUACUCAAUUGGCAUCCUAAAAGGGUACCUGGAGACGCAGGGGCCUGGGAGAGCAGAGGAGAAGACCACGACUUACAGCACGCCCCUGUGCGCCAUCCUCUACAGCAAGGUUUUCAAGCAGGUGGUGAGCGGCUGCCUGAGCGGCGUGGUGAGCGUGUGGGAGGUCGUGACGGGCAAAAGGAUGACAGAGUUCUCCGUGACCGACCAGCACGUGGAGCUGACCGCCACGCCCCUGGAUGAGUCAGAGGCCUGCCUGCUCACGGGUCUGCGUGAUGGCGCCACGAAGAUGUGGAACUCCAGCGUUGGUGAGUGCCUGCUGACCUUCCCCAGCCCGGACCAGAUGGAGAUUAGUGGGAUCGUCCAUAUGAAUAAAGUGUUCUACGUGACCAGAUGGAGUAAGAGAAUCACUUAUUUCACGUUCCACAAGACCAAGCCGGUGCUCUUGUGCUACCACUGGCAGACCUUCCACACGGAGGAUGUCCUGAGCAUGGCCAGGUACCAGAACCAGUUCCUUGGAACCUCCUCCUACAAUGGGGACAUCCUCUUCUGGAACAUCAGCAUGUUCGGGCCCAUCCUCCAUUUCAACGCCUCUCAGAGCCCCUUGCCCUCGCUGCCCAAGAGGGUUCCAUCCCUGUGCCCUUUGCGGCUUGAGCAGCCGGCCCGCUUCUAG